AUGUUAGGGACUGUGAAGAUGGAAGGGCACGAGAGCAGCGACUGGAACAGCUACUAUGCGGACACACAGGAGGCCUACUCCUCCGUCCCGGUCAGCAACAUGAACUCGGGUCUGGGCACCAUGAAUUCCAUGAACACCUACAUGACCAUGAACACCAUGAGCACGAGCGGCAACAUGACCCCGGCUUCGUUCAACAUGUCCUACGCAAACCCGGGCCUGGGAGCCGGGCUGAGCCCCGGGGCGGUGGCUGGCAUGCCCGGCGGCUCUGCGGGCGCCAUGAAUAGCAUGACGGCGGGCGUGACGGCCAUGGGGACGACGCUGAGCCCAGGCGGCAUGGGGGCUAUGGGCGCGCAGCCGGCGGCCUCCAUGAAUGGCCUGGGGCCCUACGCGGCCGCCAUGAACCCGUGCAUGAGCCCCAUGGCGUACGCGCCGUCCAACCUGGGCCGCAGCCGCGCUGGCGGCGGCGGCGGCGACGCCAAGACUUUCAAGCGCAGCUACCCUCACGCCAAGCCGCCCUACUCGUACAUCUCUCUCAUCACCAUGGCCAUCCAGCAGGCGCCCAGCAAGAUGCUCACGCUGAGCGAGAUCUAUCAGUGGAUCAUGGACCUCUUCCCCUAUUACCGGCAGAACCAGCAGCGCUGGCAGAACUCCAUCCGCCACUCGCUCUCCUUCAACGACUGCUUUGUCAAAGUGGCCCGCUCCCCGGACAAGCCGGGCAAGGGUUCCUAUUGGACGCUGCACCCGGACUCCGGCAACAUGUUCGAGAACGGCUGUUACUUGCGCCGCCAGAAGCGCUUCAAGUGCGAGAAGCAGCCGGGCCCCGGGGGCGGGAGCGGCAGCGGCGGCCCCAAGGGUGGCCCAGAGAGCCGCAAGGACCCCUCGAGCGCUGCCAACCCCAGCGCCGACUCGCCCCUUCAUCGCGGUGUGCACGGGAAGGCCGGCCAGCUAGAGGGCGCGCCGGCCCCCGGGCCCGCCGCCAGCCCCCAGACUCUGGACCACGGCGGGGCGGCGGCGACAGGGGGCGCCUCGGAGUUGAAGACUCCAGCCACCUCGGCUGCUCCUCCGAUCAGCUCUGGGCCCGGGGCGCUGGUAUCUGUGCCCCCCUCCCACCCGGCGCAUGGCCUGGCACCCCACGAGUCCCAGCUGCACAUGAAAGGGGACCCUCACUACUCCUUCAACCAUCCUUUCUCCAUCAACAACCUCAUGUCCUCCUCGGAGCAGCAGCACAAGUUGGACUUCAAGGCGUACGAGCAGGCACUACAGUACUCGCCCUAUGGCAGCGCAUUGCCCGCCAGCUUGCCCCUCGGCGGCGCCUCGGUGGCCACGAGGAGCCCCAUUGAGCCCUCAGCCCUGGAGCCAGCCUACUACCAAGGUGUGUAUUCCAGACCCGUUCUAAACACUUCUUAG
This is a messenger RNA of Budorcas taxicolor (takin), 1407 nucleotides long. It is a transcript of the gene FOXA1, whose product is annotated as forkhead box A1. The record is from RefSeq and is a predicted model, not a curated record. Gene Ontology annotation, molecular function: DNA-binding transcription factor activity, RNA polymerase II-specific; protein domain specific binding; RNA polymerase II cis-regulatory region sequence-specific DNA binding. The transcript has 2 exons. Bases 1 to 1407 code for a protein of 468 amino acids. Lineage: Eukaryota; Metazoa; Chordata; Mammalia; Artiodactyla; Bovidae. Gene Ontology annotation, biological process: regulation of transcription by RNA polymerase II; anatomical structure morphogenesis; cell differentiation.